GUCAUGGAACAGGAAAUUGCCCAAAAGAUUUUAAAUUGACCCUUAGACGGUGCAGGAAAUCGCUUUAGCAUGGCCUGCCAGCAGAUAUAUUGCACGCAAAGGAGAAGUCACGAGAAAUACGCUGCAAUUUCUUCAAAGCACGGGCUGAGUUCAAAUAUCGAGGAAUUGACCCCAUUUAUCUGUUUUAAGUAUCAGUGUUUAUCAAGCUAUCUCAUGUUUAGAUGAAGUAGUGACUAAUUCAAUGUAAAUUGCUUCUCAUGAUAUCAAAACCAGCCAACUGCGUUUGACUGGUGAAAUAUUCAAAACAGUAAACCGCCUCGGGCGAAACGACGAGCGAAAAGCAAACGCUCUCCCACAUGAAAGAUUUUACAUGUGUGACUGAGAAAGCAAACAGACAAUGUUAUCUUCUCAUACAUUUGAGUGCAGGGGAUUUUACAUUCUUGUAGAAUAUAAUCCUUUUAUUUCAGGUAACCUAAGUUCAGGCUUGAAGCUUAUAAGCAUACUUUAGUCGUUAGCAGUUUAGAGAAAUACGAGCCGACAAAGAGAUUGAAGAAAACAAACUAAAGAAGAACACAAAUUGUCACCACUACAGGCGCUUUCGUGAUCUCUGCCAACUCUCUUCUUUGAAUUCAAUAAUAUUGAGAUUUGCGGCUAGGUGAUGGCAGAAAAGAAGUCGUAAGCUUAAUUCUUAAGUUUUAAUAGCCAAGCAUGGAAAAUGAAACCUGUCAAGAAAAUCUAAGCUUAUGUACCGCGAGAUGCGUAAAUCGAACACAGCGUGAAAUGAAAGCAACUCUGGGAAAGCAGAAUCGAUGUGCCUUGUUCAACUGGUAAAAAACAUUAAUUAUAUUCAACUGUGGUAAAGAGUAUCGAGAGUUUUCCCUAAGCAGAGAUUUAACUUGCUGACUAUUGAAAUAUGCACGCAUUUCAAUGUUAGAGAAUCUGUUCAGGGAACAACAAGUCUUACGUUCUGGAGCAAGCCCAAAGUGAAAUUUUAUGCCAAUAGUGGUUGAGGUAAAGCUUAAAUUCGACAUGCUCGACCAAAACCACGUCAGAUCUUAUAAUACUUUAUCGCUCCUAUCCAAAAGACAAACCCCAAAGGAAAUGAAGAAGUAGCUACUUCAAGGGUUCAAAGUUGGCGUCAAAUAACGAGUACUUUCGUAGACACUAUAUUUUCAUCAUUGGUUGCCCGUACAACUACCAAACCAUCGAAGCAGAACAACCGAGCUUUUAAUCUUUAAAGAAGCUAACAAACCAAAUCUAUCUUCUAACGUCACUGUGAAAGUUUAAUGUUUCCCUAAGUUGUAUUUCCGUUAUGUUCACUUACCCACUGAAGACAUAACAAGGAGAAAAAUCAACAUAACGAAGCCUCGUCUCUCUGCCCCAUCCAUGUUUCUUGUGCAUAUCUGCAAACAACAAACCCCACUGUCGGGUUUUGUCAAUGUGUCCAAUUAUGGAAAUUGGCUCGGAUAUGAGCGCUCUGAUUGGCUGGCGAGUGAAACAGAUGUCACUUUCUUUCAACCUUUGGCGGCCAAAUGAUUACAGGUCAUUCGUGAAGAAAUAAGAGAAAAUUGGCGCUAUUGUAAUAGAGCCAAUCGCAAAUGGGGCUAUUUUAUCGGUCGGAAACAACAAAGGCUUUCGCUAAAUAAGGCUCAAAGAUGCCGAAAAAGAAUACCUUUUAUCCCUCGCGUCUGGAGAAGUGAACGAACACAAGAUGCCGCCUGAUUUACAUUUCAAGCACAACCAAACGAAGCGUCAAAACAAAGCUGGUUUUCAUAUCUGCAAAACGAAGCUUUUGUAAAAUUUCAAGUACCGGCAGCGAGGCAAUGCUUCUUUGAAAAAUUGAACUUCAAGACAUUUGUCAUUUUUCAAAAGCCCUCGUUAGCGGAAAUUUUUUCCGAGUGAAUCGCACUCGGCCUGAAGAGAUUUUCGUGGCGUCGCAUUCAUAAACAAAAUUUUAAACCUCUUAGACCAGAACGCAAUUGCGGUUUUCUUUCAAUUUUAAAGAAGACGAGGCUAUUUUAAUAUGGCAUUCCAAUUUAGAAACCGUUGUUUAUUAUUUUAUGAUGUUUGUUUUAGAAAUGUUUUUCAAAGAAUCAGGGAGCGUUGCCUCUAAAAUUACUACUAAGCGCAUUAUCAGACGACAGCUUUUUAAAUUCAAUCAGGAUUCUGAUCGAGAAAUUUUUUAUUUCAUUUUAUUUUCUCUAUUUUUAUUUUCUUUUUUUCUUUUUCUUUCCAAUUCAUUCGCACCCAGAAUUCCUUGCACUAUUUGCGGGAAGUUCAAAUCUCCAAACAACCAAUCACAUGAACGAAAAGUUCGUUUAUCGUCUUCGGCGAGUUUUUGAACUGACUGCAAAGAAGAAACGUGUCUACCUUUACGCGGUUGCUGAUCGCCUUAGCUUUUAGUUUUAUAAGUUCUCUUCAGCCGUGUUGUUAGUUUUUACGAGUUCAUUUCUGGAUACCUGCCUACGUUUUGACAUUCAUUGGUUUUUACAUGUACUGAGCCCAAGACUAGAAGCAGUGAAAAAUGGAUGUUACCGAAGUGCAAGUGCGUUCCCCACUAUCAACCCAAGAUCAAAAUAUCAUGGCCAGCAGGCAAAUGGUCAAGCCCAAAUUUGUCAGUAAACUGAGACCACCAUCAGCUGUCAAGAGGCCUCGUGAACAGGCAUUCACAAAUUCUGCUCCACCCAACUGUGAGCCGCCGCCCAAAAUGAAGAAAUCCACAUCCCAAACCUCUUUGAAGUCUGCCUCACAAGACAAAACAGUAACAACUAGGUCAGCUGUCUCUGCAACUUUAAGACGUCAAACUACAACGAGUACUGUGCAAAGAGUUGCCACCUCAACACAGGCUCGACCAGCAGCAGGACAACUAUCUUCUGCGACCAAGAGACAGACUAUAGCUUCUAAACCACCAACAAGUACAACUAGGAAUGUUCAUUCCAAGGCGCCUACCUCUGAACCAUUGUCUGGCCUAAAAGGAAAGAAAAGGCCCGCUUGGGACUACAAAGGGAGACUGGAGGACAUGGAGGAGUUGAUGUUAAAGUCCAAAUCUUACAUGGAGGACAUGACAAAGACAAUUGGCGAUAACCAGGGUAGAAUAGGAUUUCUGGAAUCUUUAAACAAACAACUCGAGGGUACAGUGCAAGUCAAACAUCAACAAACGGAAGAGGCCACAGCGAAGAUUCAGGAUCUUCAGUUCAAAAUCACCAACGCCGAGGAAGAAGUGAGAUCUCUUCAACUGAAACACGAGUUCGAACUAGAAGUUGAGAAAAGGGCCAAGAAAUGUCUACAACAAGAAAAAGACUCGCUUGAAAAUGAGCUGAACAUCUCCAAACAAGAGGUCAUAGCCCUGAAAUCGACCGUGGCGAAAAUGACGGCUGAUUCCCUGGGUAUAACCACUGAGUUACAGGCCACAAAGGUCAAUCUUGAAAAAACCCUCAACGAAAGUCAACAAAAAAGCGAGACAAUAGCAAAACUCGAAGAGACGAUACGAGGUCUUAGAGAACACGUGGCUGGUCUGGAAUCCAAACUGCGUUCCGAAGAAACGAUCCGGCGUGAGCUUCAUAACACCAUUCAGGAGUUGAAAGGCAACAUCCGGGUUUUCUGUCGCGUGCGGCCCAUGCUGACGUCAGAAGAAAGUCAGCGGCCGUGCGUGUUUUCCUUUGGACAGGACGAGAGGGAACUGGUAGUGGAACCAACGUCGCCGAAUGAGAGUAUUUGCGGAACCAAAAAAGCCGUCCCUAAGCAUGAAUUCGCCUUCGACAGGGUGUUUACUCCUUCUUCAAGUCAAGAGGAUGUGUUCGGUGAAAUAUCGCAGUUGAUUCAAUCAGCUUUGGACGGUUACAAUGUCUGUAUAUUCGCAUAUGGACAGACAGGCUCGGGAAAAACAUACACCAUGGAGGGGAACACUGCGGACCACGAUAAACAGGGAAUGAUUCCGAGGGCCAUGGAACAAGUGUUCCGGACGUCCCAGGACCUCAAAGAAAAGGGCUGGCAGUACGCCAUUGAAGCCAGCUUCUUGGAGAUCUACAAUGAAACCAUCAAAGACUUGCUGGGUUCAGGGGAUGCCAAUACAAAACACGAAAUCAAACUUGUGAACCCAAGCAGCACGGGCGGGGCGUGCGAAGUGACAGUCACGAACGUCAAGACCGUGAAUGUCACGUCAGAAACACAGGUUUACAGUCUCUUGGAGAAGGCGACUCAGAACAGAGCUGUAGCCGCCACGCAGUGCAAUGAACGAUCGUCACGGAGUCACAGCGUCUUCAGAUUGAAGCUUACCGGCGAAAAUAAUCUCACUGGUGAAAAAUGCCAAGGUACAGAAUACAUUGAGCCAACAAACGUAUGAACAUUUCUCCAGAGUUUGCUUUCCUGCCUUCCACUGUAAGGAUUUUGUUCCUGUCUCGCUCUCGCGUUGAUCCCCCCCGAGCCUCGCUUUUACGCUGAAAUUUUGGUACCAAUCUCCCGCGCCCGAGCGGCGAAAACCUUUCGACGGCUUUUGACCUGACCAAAGUUAAGAAGUGCUAGCAAGUCCUGACCAAACGGAGUCGU
Molecule: messenger RNA, 4545 nt
Organism: Orbicella faveolata
Lineage: Eukaryota; Metazoa; Cnidaria; Anthozoa; Scleractinia; Merulinidae
Product: carboxy-terminal kinesin 2-like
Biological process (GO): microtubule-based movement
Molecular function (GO): ATP binding; microtubule motor activity; microtubule binding
Source: RefSeq, a predicted model, not a curated record